AUGAUGAAUUUAUUUUCAUUUUUAGAUUCAAGUCCUCAAGUACCAGAUUCUAAACGACAUGAUAUUAAUGUGAGAACUCAACUUGCAGGAUAUUUAACAGGUAUUCGCCAUACUGGAUUACAAAAAAUAUGUGCAGCAUUAAAUUUACCACCACCAUUAGAAGGACGCCACAACAAACGUGAUAAAGAAUUAUUACAAGUAGUACAAAAAUUUGCCAAUGAAUCUAUGUCAACAGCCAUACAAGAAGCUAUUGAUGUCGCCAAAAGUACUGACAUCACCGUUAGUGGUGAUGGAACAUGGCAAACAAGAGGCUUUUCUAGCAAGCAUGGUGCUGCCGACUUGAUAUCUACAUGCGAUUCUCCAAAAGUCGUUGACAUUGAGACAUGUUCAAAAACAUGUAAUGUUUGUUUAGGAACACCAGAAGCUCGAGCAAAAUAUGACCAAAUAAUAAUUAAUCACGAUUGUGGAAAAAAUUUCGAUCAACCUUCUGGCAACAUGGAAGCAUCAUCCAUCUUAAAAAUGUUUCGAAGGUCUGAAAAGAAAUAUUGUGUUCGCUAUGUAAAAUACAUAGGAGAUGGUGAUUCUAAAACAUUUUCUGUACUAAAGACAGAAAUACCUUAUAAAGGAAUUGAAAUACAGAAAAGUGAAGACAUCAAUCGCUUUGGAAAACGUCUAAAACGUGCUCUUGAAGUAAUUAAAAAAGAUUGUGGUAAAGAGAAGUUAUCAGACGGAAAAACAAUAGGUGGAAAAGGACGUCUUACAGAUCAAAUGAUAACUCGUUUUCAAAUAUAUUUUUAUGAAGCGAUUCGGAAGAAUAAAAAUGAUCUUGAUAAAUUAUAUAAAAGUGCUCAAGCGAUGUAUUGGCACAAGUUUUCCACAAACUCAGAUCAUCAUCAUCAAUUUUGUGAUGUAUCAUGGUGUGGAUAUUUACAAGCAAAGAAAAAUAAUACUCACUACGAUCACACACCACAUGCAUUACCUAGAGCGAUACAACUGAUGAAGAAACAUGGUAUAUCUGAUGCUGAUGACGUUAGUGAAACAUCUGAUCAACAAAAUGAAAAUAAUGAUGAUUUUGAUGAUGAUGAUUAUGAUGAUGUGAGUUCCACUGCUGACACUUCAUUUGAUAGUGAUGAAACAUCUCACAACAACACCGAUAACGAAGAUGAUAAUAAUGAUGAUGGAAAUCGACAAGUAGAAGACCUUUAUUAUAAUCCAAAAAGUCGGAAAUGGAAAGACUCGGACGAAGACAAUUGA
Messenger RNA from Rotaria sp. Silwood1, 1254 nucleotides. Lineage: Eukaryota; Metazoa; Rotifera; Eurotatoria; Philodinida; Philodinidae. The record is from the annotation of a GenBank genome assembly.